Molecule: messenger RNA, 2844 nt
Organism: Rosa rugosa (rugosa rose)
Lineage: Eukaryota; Viridiplantae; Streptophyta; Magnoliopsida; Rosales; Rosaceae
Exons: 7
Coding region: 527-2488 (653 amino acids)
Molecular function (GO): chromatin binding
Source: RefSeq, a predicted model, not a curated record
CCCUCGCCCUCCUUCUUCUUCUUCUUCCUCUCUUUCACCGAAUGUCAUUGGCCGCUGCUCUGCCUUGGUCCCCAAGCUCUGUACUCCCGCCGCCUUCUCUCUUCCUCUCAUUAGCUCAUUCUUCUCCCUCCUAACUUUCAUAAACCCCAAAACCCACUUCCCUCUCUUAAACCCAAAACCUCACUCUUUGUUUCCACCGCUAGCUGAAACACCAUCUCUGCUUUUCGUUUUCGCUUUCUGGGUUUUGUUUGCUUUACCUUCCUCAGUGAAAUAACCGCGUUCUUGCCUUGUCAAUCACGCCGUCACCGUGAAUGCCGUUUCAGCCUUCCGUUUGUUGAACCCAGCUGGGUGAUAGACCCGGUUCGUUUCUGCGAAUUGGGUCUAGAGCUCACUACUCUAGCUCUCUCUUCGCUUUCACCUUUUCACUGUUUAUUUUUACUCAGUAGUCAGUACCCACUUUUUGCUUCGCCUCAAGGUAAUGUGAUAAAGGGAGCUUCUUGUGUGGUCUUAGGGAUCUUCAAGUAAUAUGAUGCUGGCGAAAACACAAAGGUUUGUGGCGUGGGAGGAGCACAUUUUGUGUCAUGAGCGUGGUAACCGUGUGGUGCACUAUUACUUGAAGAAGGCAUCAGGGGAAUCAGUCCUUGCUGUUAUAGGGACUGAGAAGAGUAUAAGGCACAUGUUGUAUGUUGUUUCAGACGAGUUCCUCGACACUUGCGGCUCCGAGGGAUUCAUCAAUGCGUGUACCAGAUGGCGAGCAAGAAGAGAAGUUGUACACUGGCUUGGAUCCUUGCUCUCCAAGCGUCGCUGGUCGGAGGUUUCAAAUUCACCGUCAAAUGAAACAACAGAAGCUUUAUCUCUUCAUGGAGUCAGUGCUCGUCAAACUGAUCAGAUGGUUCCAAGGAAACUGAAAGGUCAAAAUUCACAUAUUGAAUGGUCUGGUGUUGCCUGGAUUUGCGGCAAGCAGCUGAAGCACUACCCAGCAUUUUGCAGGAAUGGAACUACCGUUUCUGUCCAUUCCUUUGUCUUCAUUAUGGCUUUAGAAAAACAUUACUACCUUGGUUAUGUGGAAGACAUGUAUGAAGACAGGAAAGGGAAGAAAAAAGUUAAAGUGCGAUGGUUUCACCACAGUAAGGAAGUGGAGGAUGUAAUCCCUGAUCUGAACCCACACCCGAGAGAAGUUUUUAUCACACCUCAUGUACAGGUGAUUAGUGCUGAGUGUAUUGACGGUCCUGCAACAGUUUUAACUCCUAAGCAUUAUGAGAAAUGUUUGGCUAGUGUUGCUCACAGUUCUUCAUCUGGAGUCCAUAUGUGCUUUAGACAGCUUAAGAACCAUGAGGUUAGGCCCUUCAGUCUUGCUAAGUUGCGGGGGUAUUCUAAUCAAGCAAUCCUUUCUUCCUUACAUUUUCCCCAAGUCUCCAAGAAAAUAGUCAAGUGCGAUAUGUUAUAUGAUAAAGAUGAGGAAGAGCCAAUACCUGGUGAUCCCCUGAGGGUGAAUUGUAAGAGAAAUAGAAGCUAUGAGGAGCAUCAGGGACUUGCACCCGGUUAUUCUAGUAUCAGAAACUUGCAUACCCAGAGUCAGCUAAAAAACUGCGUUCCAACAUACCCAAAGUUGAAAAUAAAAUUAUCAAGGAAAGCAAUUGGAGUUGAGACUGUUGAAUCUGCUCCCCAAUGUCCAGUGUCUUUUAAGGUUGAUGAGAAGAUAGAACUGCUCUGUCAAGAUAGUGGCAUUCGAGGAUGCUGGUUUAGGUGUAAGGUUUUGCAGACAUCUCAGAAGCUUCUCAAAGUUCAAUAUGAUGAUGUGCAAGAUGUAGAUGGAUCUGGUAAUUUGGAGGAAUGGGUCCCUGCUUUUAGAGUUGCUGCUCCUGAUAAACUGGGCAUGAGAUGCUCAGGCCGCCUGACAAUUCGGCCCUGCCACCCCAGUGAUUCUGCCAUGUCUUCUUUUGAGGUUGGAGUACCAGUUGAUGCAUGGUGGAGUGAUGGCUGGUGGGAAGGUGUUGUUGCUGGAGUUGACGUCUCUGGAACUGCUAUACAAGUCUACUUCCCUGGUGAGGAGAAGCUUCUGACUUUCCAGAGACAGGAUAUUAGGGCUUCGAGAGAGUGGGUUGACAACAAAUGGGUUCAUGUAAAGGCAAAGCCUGAUAUACUGUUACAUAUAUCUGAAAAUGUCAGUUGUAGCAUUAAAAUCACGACUCCCUGUGCUAGUGCUAUGGCAGAGUGGUGUUGCUCCAAAGUUCAUACAUCUUCUAAACUUGAAGUUUUUGAAGAAAAACCAGAAUUACGAAAUUUAGUUCCAAUGGGUGAUGAGUUGGAAAAUGAGAAGAGAGUCAAUUUGAGGAAGCAGCCAUGUACCAGUAAUGAAGAUGAAAAUGACAGUUCUAGUGAUGGCGGUACUUGCAACAAGGAUGAUUCUAUUUGGGAGGAAGAAGUUGAUCCUGCCUAUGAGAAAUGUGAAACACCAGAAGCCAUGGAAGUGGCUGCUCAGGACUGAUAUGGAGUUUCUUACCUUGAUGACCGUGUCCUGGUUCUUGUAGAUAAAAGGAAGUAUCGAGAUAGGAAUAUGAAAAGAAUGAUAAACUAGUUUCUAGCACCAUGAAAAUUGGCAGGUGUACAGCUAUAUAUAUCUGAUAGAUUUAAGUUUCUUUGGGAUCAAGCGCAGAAGUGCAUGUAAGCUGAUGGCAGUAGUGCAAUUCAGUCUUAAGAGUUCAUUAGUUUAUGCUCUUGCAGCCAUACCUGGUGUGUAGCGACUUCUAAACAUUGCGCUCUGUAUCCUUCGUAUGUUUUAACCUAUAGUUUCAAGAUUUCAGAUCUAAUGGUAAAGCUUAUAAGAUUAGUUUCAGUCUUCAA